UACCGCACGCACUUCAGGCCCACAUACAAGCUGGACUACAAGACGGUGACGGAGCUGCAGUGGAGGUGCUGCCCGGGCUACCAGGGCCACGACUGCAUGGACGUGAAAAGCGUCUCCAAGCUACCAGAGCGAAAACUAGAGAAUCUGGCGCCGUUUGCUUCUGGACACAUUUUAGCCGAGGCUACGGACCACCAGGGGGACCGCCAGGGGGACCGCCAGGGCAACCAUCCGUGGCAAGGUCCUGCCGGUACUCCCGGCCUGGAGGACGAGGUGCAACGACUUUCCCAGUUGGUGCUGGACAUGCAAGCCAGGAUAACUGACAUGUCAUCCAACCUGAGGCUGGACUUCCAGGAGGAUGCAAGCAAGAUGCUGUCCUUGCUGCUGGACCAGACGGGGCAGCCCGGCCAACCUGCCAGUGCCAGAGGUGCCGAGAGCAGGACUAUGGACUUGUUCUCUGUGGACAACCUCGUGAAUAAGAUCAGCCUCCUGGAGAGCAGGAGUGACACUUGGAAGCAUCUGGAGGAACGUGUCAACCGGCAUGAUGAGCAAAUUCAACAUCUAACGGAGGAACCCC
Hippocampus comes (tiger tail seahorse) is the source of this 574-nucleotide messenger RNA. RefSeq names its product EMILIN-2-like. The transcript has a single exon. The annotation marks the transcript as partial. The record is from RefSeq and is a predicted model, not a curated record. Gene Ontology annotation, molecular function: protein binding. NCBI's taxonomy places the organism in Eukaryota, Metazoa, Chordata, Actinopteri, Syngnathiformes, Syngnathidae.